AGGGAUGAUGAAUACCUCCCACAGGGUGUGAGCCGUUAAGCAUCUCGAAAACGCCAUCGACGGUCGCGGCACGUGAUGUACCUGAACGAGAUGCCGCGGUAAAGCAUGAAUAAGACUGGAAUUGCAGGGAGCUCGGCGGGACGAAAAUAGACAAUUGCUGCAAGCACACCAUCGUUAUCAAUCGCAAUUCAGCCCUCCCCGGGCAGCAAAUCGUCAGCUCACGCCGAUGCUGAACAACUUAUAGCUGCCAUGGCGGUUUCACGCCUAUUCCAGCCUGACAACUCGCCACCACCAUGGACGCACAACCGCCAGUUGAGAAGCAGGCCUCCCUGGACUCGGAGGAGAAGGCCGUAGCGCCAGUCCCCGCCGUGAAAGCGGCGCACUUUGCAAGCUCGGACAACCUGCGCCGCAGCCUGAGCGCUCGACAGGUGCAAAUGAUCGCGAUCGGCGGGACAAUUGGGACGGGGCUCUUUCUCGGGACAGGCAAAAGUCUGGCCAAGGGUGGCCCGGGAGGGAUGCUCGUAGCUUACGCGAUCGUAGGCGGCAUCGUGUACGUGACCAUGCUCUCGCUCGGCGAGAUGUCGGCGUUCAUCCCCGUCGCGGGGUCCUUCUGCACAUUCGUAGGAAGAUUCGUUGAUGACGCAUACUCGAUGGCCUUGACGUGGAACUACUGGUUUAACGAUGCCGUGUCGACCGCGUCCGACCUCGUCGCCCUCCAACUCCUCCUUCAGUACUGGACGAGCCACUUCCCCGGCUGGGCGCUGAGCCUCAUCUUUUGGUUUGUGCUCUUGGGGCUCAACCUGCUGGCCGUCAAGGUCUACGGGGAAGUCGAGUACUGGCUGAGUCUCCUCAAGGUCAUUACGAUUAUUGUGUUCAUCUUCGUCGGCAUUGCGGUGAACUGCGGCGCCAACACAGACCACCGGUACAUUGGAGGCAGCAUAUUCAACAAAGGCGAUGCGCCCUUCGUCGGUGGCAUCGGCGGAUUCGCCUCCGUGUUCGUCACGGCAUCUUUCGCGUACGGUGGCACGGAAAGCAUUGCCAUCACGGCAGGGGAGACCAAGAAUCCGACCAGGAAUAUGCCCCGCGUUGUUAAGAACGUCUUCUGGCGCAUCCUGCUCUUUUACAUCCUCUCUGUGCUGCUCAUCGGCUUGAACGUACCAUACGACUACCCUAACCUUAGCACCAAGUCGUCCGCAACCUCACCAUUCACGAUCGUAUUCCAGAUGACGGGCGCCAAGGCCGCCGGAAGCGUUAUCAACGCAGUCAUCCUCACGUCAGUCAUCUCGGCAGGCAAUCACGCCCUCUUCGCCGGAGCCCGCCUGUUGUACACCCUGGGCAGCGAGGGGCACGCGCCACGCUUCUUUGCGCGGCUGAACGGACAGCGCGUACCAUGGGUCGCUACAAUUGCAACAGCUCUCGUGGCGGGCCUGUGCUUCGGCAGCUCGUUUAUCGGCGCCGGGCAACUUUGGAACUGGCUGCAGAACCUCGUCGGCGUGAGCAACCAGCUGAGCUGGAUUAGCAUCGGCAUUGCGAGUAUUCGCUUCCGCCGUGCACUGGAUCGGCAGGGCAAGACACACCUCCUCCCUUUCAAGAACUGGACGUAUCCGCUUGGCCCGUGGAUUAGCGUCAUACUCGGCUCGGUCCUCGUGCUUGUUCAAGGCUGGAGCUGCUUCAGCCCCAAGUUCAGCCCCGUCGACUUUGUCAGCUUCUACAUUGAGCUGCCUAUCAUGCUGGUCAUGUUCGUCGCGUGGAAAUGGAUCAAGGGCACACGUUUUGUGCGCCUUGAGGAGAUGGACCUUGUCACGGACGUGUACACGGCCGCGGAUGACGAGCCAGACAAGCCUGGUAUCCGCGGACGUCUGCGGCGGGCGUUCACCUGGGUGCUGUAAACUGAAGCAUAAACUGU
Messenger RNA from Cutaneotrichosporon oleaginosum, 1906 nucleotides. RefSeq lists its product as uncharacterized. Gene Ontology annotation, biological process: amino acid transmembrane transport. Gene Ontology annotation, molecular function: amino acid transmembrane transporter activity. The record is from RefSeq and is a predicted model, not a curated record. Lineage: Eukaryota; Fungi; Basidiomycota; Tremellomycetes; Trichosporonales; Trichosporonaceae. Gene Ontology annotation, cellular component: membrane.